AUGUCAGCCGAGGAAUCAACAACAACAGCAGCACCGGCUGUAGACGCGUCUGCCCCAGCUGAAACAGUCGAGAAACCAUCUUCAUCCUCUGCACCAGCACCAGCACCAGCCACAGCGGCAGCAACAGAAGAACAACCAAAAUCAUCUUCACCAAAUAAAAAACCACCAUCAUCGAAACCACGAGGUAGACCUUCGACAGGUGGUGGAGCGUCAAAUAAGAAGUCAACGGCAGUAGCGAAUAAUAAUGAUGAGAAGAGAAAUUUCGAAGUUGGGGAGAUCGUCUUGGCUAGAUUGAGAGGUUAUCCACCUUGGCCUGCUAGAAUCGCCAAUCCCGAUACACUCCCUCGUAAUGUCCUGAAGCAGAGACCAGGAAAGAACCCUUUGAUUUUCUGCUGUCAAUUCUUCCCAGCUGGUGAUUUCUCAUGGCUUCAAUCCAAAGAGAUUAAAUCCCUCAGCCAAUCCGACAUCUCCGCUUACCUCGGUGAAUCCCACCGAAAGUCCGCUGGAGGAUUGAGAGAAGCGUACAUAACCGCUCAAGAUCCUACCGAAUGGGAUGCUCAACAAGCGGAUCUCCAACAGGCCAAGGAAGAUGCUGAGAACGAAAAUGAGGUGGAUGAAAUUGAAGAUGAGGAAGAGGAAGAGGCUACUACCGGUGGAAAGAGGAAGAGAGCUGCUCCAGAGAAGAAGAAGGACGGUAAAAAGGCUAAAACUACUAAAUCCAAGGCUACCGUGGACGACGAUUCCAAAGCCAAAUCCAAAUCAGCCGCUAAACCCAAAUCUACCGCUACCAAAGGAUCGAAACCACCAGCAUCAAAGCCUGAGAACCAGGAACCUGCGGAUGACGAUCCUCUCGCUUCUAACCCUGAAUGCGUUAAGGUGAAGGACUGGAGGCAUAAACUUCAAAGAGCCUUCCUGAGCAAGUCAUUGCCAUCUGCUGAGGAAAUGCCAAGCUACGACGAUCUCUUCAAGACCAUCGAAUCGUAUGAAUCCAUGACGAUAGAUGCUUUGCAGUAUUCAAAGAUCGGCAAAGUGAUGAAGAAGAUCAUGACCUUGAAUGAGAUCCCCAGAAAUGAGGAAUUCAAAAUCACCGAUCGAGCCUCCAAGUUGAUGCACCAAUGGACCGACUUCAUCGCUUCAAGCGAGAACAAACCCAAUGGAGCUGCUAACGGCGAAGCCCCAGCUUCUACAGCGGCAAAUGGAGAAAAGAAGGAAGAAGUGACUGAAAAGAAGGAUGGUGAGAAGAUGGAAGUUGACGCUUAA
Messenger RNA from Kwoniella mangroviensis CBS 8507, 1260 nucleotides. RefSeq lists its product as uncharacterized. The coding region runs from base 1 to 1260 and encodes 419 amino acids. Lineage: Eukaryota; Fungi; Basidiomycota; Tremellomycetes; Tremellales; Cryptococcaceae. The record is from RefSeq and is a predicted model, not a curated record. The transcript is spliced from 8 exons.